UGGUGGGUGAGCUUUAGCGUGAGCCAUGCCACUGUAGACUUGCGAACAGUUCUGAGCGAGUGAUAGCACGCCAGAGAGAGCACGAGAGUGAGCGAGCGAGUGCGAAGGGACACAGAGGAGACAGGGCGAGAGAGCGAGGGCCCGAGGACCUACGAUUUGAGACGGAAUGACCAUGGCUGUCUCUGCACCUCCAGUGAUCUCUGCAACUUCUAGUGGCGCCGGCAUCCCGGGGGGCUUAUUUCGGGCCGAACCCCUGUAUUCGACUCCUGGAGAUCCGCCUCGUCUCACCCCCAAUAGGAUCAACAGUUUCAUGGCUAGCAGCGCCGGGGGUGGUGGGGUCGGUGGCAGCGGAGGCAGCGGCAACACCAACACCGAGUGCAGGAUGGUCGACAUGCAUGGGGUGAAGGUGGCUUCAUUCCUGAUGGACGGCCAGGAACUGAUCUGCCUGCCGCAAGUCUUUGAUCUCUUUCUUAAGCAUCUGGUGGGAGGGUUGCACACAGUGUACACCAAACUGAAGAGACUGGACAUAUCCCCCGUGGUGUGUACUGUCGAGCAGGUCCGGAUCCUCCGCGGGCUGGGAGCCAUUCAGCCUGGGGUGAACCGCUGCAAACUCAUUACCAGGAAAGACUUUGAAACUUUGUUCACCGAUUGCACCAACGCCAGUUCAAGGCCGGGCAGGCCUCCUAAACGUUCUCUGGGAGUGUUGCAGGACAAUGCUCGCCUUUUGCCUCAUUCAGUCCCAGGCCUCUUAUCACCAGGACUUAUCACUCCAACAGGUAUAACAGCUGCAGCAAUGGCUGAGGCAAUGAAGCUGCAGAAGAUGAAGCUUAUUGCUAUGAACACUCUUCAGGGAAAUGGAAGCCAAAAUGGGACUGAAUCAGAGCCUGAUGACUUUAAUUCUAACACAGGUGGAAGUGAAUCUUCCUGGGAUAAGGAUAAGAUGCAGUCUCCUCUUGCUGCUUCUGGACCCCAACAUGGAAUUACUCAUGCAGCUUUGGCUGGCCGGCCAGGCCUUGGAGGUGCUCCUACCCUCAAUCCACUGCAGCAGAACCAUCUGCUGACCAACAGGCUGGAUCUGCCAUUUAUGAUGAUGCCUCAUCCCUUACUUCCCGUCAGCUUACCUCCUGCAUCAGUUGCCAUGGCAAUGAAUCAGAUGAACCAUCUAAAUACUAUUGCCAACAUGGCUGCUGCAGCUCAGAUUCACAGUCCACUCUCCAGAGCUGGGGCCUCUGUUAUAAAGGAACGGAUCCCAGAGAGUCCUUCUCCUGCUCCCUCUCUGGAAGAGGGUCAUCGCCCUGGGAGCCAGACCUCUUCCCACCCCAGCAGCAGCGUGUCUAGCUCUCCCUCUCAGAUGGAUCACCAUUCAGAGAGAAUUGAAGAGGUACCAGUUCAAAUACCAAUGAUGAAGUCACCAUUGGACAAGAUCCAACUGACUCCUGGGCAGACAUUGCCUCCUGGAUUCCCUGGACCAUUCAUUUUUGCUGAUAGUCUGUCCUCUGUGGAAACUCUGUUGACCAACAUUCAGGGUUUACUGAAAGUGGCUUUGGAUAAUGCUCGCAUCCAGGAGAAGCAGAUUCAACAAGAAAAAAAGGAACUGCGAAUGGAGCUCUAUAGAGAGAGAGAAAUUAGAGAAAACCUUGAAAGACAACUCGCAGUUGAGCUUCAAAGCAGAACUACCAUGCAAAAACGCUUGAAGAAGGAGAAAAAAGCCAAGAGAAAACUGCAGGAAGCCUUCGAAUUUGAGUCAAAGCGCAGGGAGCAAGUGGAGCAAGCACUUAAGCAAGCCACUACUAAUGACAGUGGCCUGAGGAUGUUAAAAGAUACUGGGAUUCCAGAUAUUGAAAUAGAAAACAAUGGGACUCCUCAUGAUAGUACUGCUAUGCAAGCCUGAACACUGAUGCUGGAACUCCAACUGGUCAUAGGCCCGAAUAGGGAGGUAACUAUUACUGUUUAGCAAUGGCACAACAGUUUUAUUCAGCAUGAAAGGUCCUCACUGGCUUUGCAUAACUGAAGAUGCUUGUGAUUCCAGUUUGUCUCUGAAACUAACCAAAAUGGAGUUAUUUUGAUUGUGUUUAUCAGCAAAACUUUGUUUACUGAAGCAACUAUUCAAUUUAUAUUGUGUUAUUAAAAAAGAAACGUGUGUACAUUUUUAAAGCAACGAUGUAAACUUUGUCUUCACAUUAGAUUGACCAGUUUAAGAAUAUGAACUAAAUCCUUGUGAGUAAAGUAAAUUGAACAUAUUUGAUGAUUUUCUAUGCUUACUUCAGCUUGGCUUUUUGUCUUUUAGGGAAAAAUGCAGUAGUGUGUUAGAGACUAGAAACUUAUGUGUAUGGUUUCUCUGUUUUAUCAUAUAUUAAGUUAAAGUACACCAUCUUUGUUAGAAAUGUAUUUGCUAAACUUCAGUAUUAAUAAAAGCAUUUUGACUUUG
This is a messenger RNA of Pteropus alecto (black flying fox), 2428 nucleotides long. It is a transcript of the gene DACH2, whose product is annotated as dachshund family transcription factor 2. The record is from RefSeq and is a predicted model, not a curated record. NCBI's taxonomy places the organism in Eukaryota, Metazoa, Chordata, Mammalia, Chiroptera, Pteropodidae. The transcript has 12 exons. The coding region runs from base 167 to 1891 and encodes 574 amino acids.